Molecule: messenger RNA, 1641 nt
Organism: Striga hermonthica
Lineage: Eukaryota; Viridiplantae; Streptophyta; Magnoliopsida; Lamiales; Orobanchaceae
Source: the annotation of a GenBank genome assembly
GGGUUUGACGAAGGCAAAGCUCUGAGCUUCAUGUUCAUCAAAUCCGAGACCGAAACCCGUGGUGGGGUCCCCAUCCAACUGGCGCUGACUCACCUCUACAAGAGCGACGCCUACAGGAAGCGAGCAAAAGACUUGUUCACGAGUCCAAACGAAGCCAUCCUGUGCACUGACCUGUUCCAGAGCACCUACACACAGAUGCUAUGCGGCCUUCACGAGCGCCACCGCAUCCACUCGGUCCACGCCCUGUUUGCUUCCGGCCUCGUCCGCCUCAUCAACUUUCUCCAACUCCACUGGCAACAACUAACACAUGACAUUCGCACAGGAUCCCUCGACCCAAGAGUCACCGACGAGUCCAUCCGCAAAUACAUGGCCGGCACCUACAAGCCCCAUCCGGACCUGGCCGAUUCCAUCGCCAGUGAAUGCUCGCGGGACAACUGGGGGGGAAUCAUCCCCCGAAUUUGGCCUCACGCAAAAAUCUUAGGCGUGAUUGCCACUGGAACAAUGGAACAAUACAUCCCAACCCUCGACUACUACAGCGGAGGACUCCCUAUAGUUUCCAUGGUGUAUGCAUCAUCCGAAUCCUUCCUUGGGAUAAACCUUAACCCCAUUUGCAAUCCAUCCGAGGUCUCCUACACUUUCAUGCCAUUCCUAGCUUAUUUCGAAUUCAUUCCCUACGAGCCCAACUCCUCAGGCCAAUCAGAUCCUGUUGACCUAGUCAACGUCCAAAUCGGCAAGGAGUACGAGGUGGUACUUACUACACCUGCCGGGCUCUACCGAUACCGACUCGGCGACAUCGUGCGGGUCACCGGCUUCUACAACUCGGCCCCACAGUUUCGGUUCGUGAGACGGAAAGACGUGGUGCUAAAUAUUGACUGGGAAAAGACAAAGGAAACGGAGCUGCAAGAGGCAGUGAGAAAUGCUUCUCGAUUGCUACUGCAGUUCGAUGCGAUGCUGCUCGACUACACAAGCCGUGCGGACACCACGUCUGUCCCGGGGCACUAUGUCGUGUACUGGGAGUUGCUGGCCAAGGACUCGGGUGGUCUGCCGAGUGAUGAGGUUCUUCAACAGUGUUGCCUAGUGAUGGAGGAGUCCUUCAACUCGGUGUACAGAAUGUUGAGGGAGAGCUCGAUCGGACCAUUGGAACUGAGGGUCGUGAAAAACGGGACGUUUGAAGAGAUGAUGGAGCAUGCAGUCUCCAGGGGUGCUUCGGUUAGUCAGUACAAGGUCCCCAGAUGUGUGAGAGACAAGGAAAUGGUUGGUCGUCUUGAUUCACGGGUGGUGUCGAAGCAUUUUAGCACGUCCCGCACUGCCACAACCUUCAACUUGGACCAACAGAGACUCCCCGCUCCCGCCUCGACUACAGCCCCACCGUCGCCGGCGGCGGCGGCGCCAACCCACCACCGAACGGUAGGUCAAUUUUUCCGGCGACUUCUGGACAGGAUUUUGGCAUCAUUUCCGGCGUCUCCCUAUCAAUCGGCGCACCCUCCAAAGCGGUCGGACGUCCGCCAGUUUUCGUUCUUCUACCCUUCGGCACCACAACCCUGCCUCGUGGAGUCUCGGUCAGCCCCCGGUAGGCCCCUUUAUGCUUACAUCCCUGACCCCCAGAUCUUCUUCAACUCCGGCUCCGGCAUAUCCAGUUUC